This is a messenger RNA of Platichthys flesus (European flounder), 1173 nucleotides long. RefSeq names its product dynein regulatory complex subunit 12 homolog (gene drc12). The record is from RefSeq and is a predicted model, not a curated record. Lineage: Eukaryota; Metazoa; Chordata; Actinopteri; Pleuronectiformes; Pleuronectidae. The transcript has 6 exons. Bases 196 to 789 code for a protein of 197 amino acids.
AUCAAUUAAGCGACAUGGACUGGUGGUGCCAUGGCAACUCACUGUGGCAGCCAGUGCCCAGCAACAAAGACUCAUCCCUCUCUGUGGUUAGGGUGUGUGUGUGUGUGUGUCUCUGUGUGUGUGUUUGUGUGUGUGUCUCUGUGUGUGUGUUUGUGUGUGGAAUCAGAGGAGUGAGCAGCCACACAGCACGCUAACAUGUCUCCAAAGAAAAAGACCAAAAAGAUCCCAAAGAAGAAACAGGACAGAAGUGACAAUGACUUGGAGGCAAAGUACAGACGCAGCGUUCUGGAUGUAGCCAUCCUGCAGGAUCACAUUGCUGUACAGUGUGAGUCUGUGAGAACGGUCCAGUCUGACAGGAUCGACCUGAGGAGACGUGCGAGAGACAUGGAGCAGAAGCUGCAGCACGAGCGACAAGACCACAGGGACGUGAACUCUAACAUCAGUCGCCAGUACAAAACCAUGCAGACAGAACUGACUAACAAGGUGAAGGAGCUGGAGACGGAGGUCAGCCAGCUAAAUGAAGAGCUCGCUCUGUGUCAGGAGGAACUGAGGGAAGAGAAAAGAGAGAGGGAGCAGAUGGAGCAGGAGAAGGAUGCCACCAUCGCUGAGCUCCAACACAAACUGGACAACAUGGAAACAGCCUAUGAGAAGAUCCUGCAUGAUACUCUGGACAGUCUGACCUCGCAGCUCUCUGAGGCUCGACAGCGGCGGGAGGACACAGGCAUCACCUUGCAUCAGAACUACCAGGGGCUGCUCUCUGAAUUUGGCCUGAAUGCACUGGACUUCUGAAAGACGGUGCUUCUCACAAAAGAAAGCAGCAGCGCUUCAUAGAGAGAGUUUGGCUCAAUUUAUCGUUUUUCAACUUUGCUAGUCCCAAUCCAGAAUAUGUAGGACAGAUAUGGAUGUUCUUAUUAUAUAUAACAUUAUAUUUUACCACCAGAGUACAAAAUAGACUGAGUAUGUAUUCAGUGGUUCACCAUGUAGGCGUCUGUAAUGUUGUAGAAUGCCCACUAGAUGUAGCAAAUGGCUGUUUGAGGUAGUGGAGAUGGUGCCCAGUAUAUGUGCAUAUACUAUACAUACACUGAGGUUCUUCAAUUUGGUGUGAAUAUGUGCUUUUCCAUGUUAUUUUUGACACAAUAUAUUUUUUGAUGAAUAAAAUUAUGUGAGGAUUGG